CUACUCAGCUGCCAUAACAGGCAAGCAAAUGUGUACCAAUUGGAAAGAUGAAUUAAACAGUGCCUAAAGACUACAUUUUAAAACAAAUCCGUUUGUUAAUAGCAGCACCAUGUUGCGUGUCGGGAGCAAAGCUGGCUGCAUGGCUUGCAGGAACCUGGUCUCCACUAACAUGGGGGUGAGAUUUCGGGUACCGCUCCAGAAGCUGCACCCUCUGUCUCGUGCCAUCCACCACCGCUACUCGGGUAACACCAAUCCCCAGCGGCCACCUCAUCGCACGGCAGCCCGCUAUUUCACCUCCAUGUCGCGGUUGCCCAUGCGGCCACCUAAGCCUCCCCCAGGGUCAGGGGGACGUGGCCACCAGCAGCAGCGCAACUUUUGGAUGGUCCGCCUUGCUGCCAGGCUGCUAAAGCUCCGAUACAUCCUGUUGGGCAGUGCAGUGGGAGGAGGGUACACAGCUAAGAAGACCUAUGAAGAGUGGAAGGACAUGCUGCCUGAUUUUAGUGAAUACAACUGGGUCAUUCCUGAUUUUGUCUGGGAGCUGAGUGAACAAAUUGACCUCGAUAAACUCACCAAAGCUCUACCAGAGAUUGAGGAAAUAGCCAAACUACUACCUGACUUAGACAAGAUAGGAGAGAACUUCAGCUUCCUCAAAAGCCUCCUGUCUUCUGGUGUGAGUUUGGGUAGUGAAGUCAAAGGAGCUUCUGGUCUGCAUCUGUUGUUAGAAACCUCAGGUGACCCUCCACUAAAAGCCACAGAUGCUUCUGCUGCAGCCACACAAGAUGCCAGCGACAAGCAAUACAAAAAGGGUCUGCUUGGCGAGCUCAUUCUAAUUCAGCAGCAGAUCCAGCGGCACGAGGAGGAGGUCCGGCGGGCCGCUGCAGCGAAUAAUGCGCGUCCCCCACCGCCAGAGCCUGCUCCCAGUCCGCCUCCGAACCCCAGCCCCCCUCAACAGAAACGCAAGUCUUCAGACAAAGAAAGGUUAGACCAGCUUCAGGAGGAACUGCUUCGUACUCAGCUUAAAUAUCAACGCAUGCUGGAGAGACUGGAGAAAGAGAAUAAAGAGUUGAGGAAAGUAGUUCUGCAAAAAGAUGAUAAAGGGAUUCACCAAAGGAAAGUGAAGAAAUCCCUUAUUGACUUGUAUUCUGAAGUCCUGGACAUCUUGUCUGACUAUGAUGCCAACUACAACACCCAGGACCACUUACCCAGGGUGGUUGUGGUUGGCGAUCAGAGUGCUGGGAAAACUAGCGUGCUGGAGAUGAUAGCUCAGGCCAGGAUUUUUCCCAGGGGCUCUGGAGAGAUGAUGACACGCUCUCCUGUCAAGGUGACACUAAGUGAAGGGCCCCACCACGUGGCCAUGUUCAAGGACAGUGGCAGAGAGUUUGACCUUACCAAGGAAGAGGACCUGGCUGCUCUGAGGCAUGAGAUUGAGCUGAGGAUGAGGAAGAGUGUAAAGGAGGGACAGACAGUCAGCUCUGAGACAAUAUCCUUGAGCGUCAAAGGCCCCGGUAUCCAGAGGAUGGUGCUUGUUGACUUACCAGGUGUCAUCAGUACUGUGACUGCAGGCAUGGCAUCAGACACGAAGGACACCAUCUUCAGCAUCAGCAAGGCCUACAUGCAGAACCCCAAUGCAAUCAUCCUCUGUAUUCAGGAUGGCAGUGUGGAUGCAGAGCGCAGCAUUGUAACAGACUUGGUUAGCCAAAUGGACCCCCAUGGGAAAAGGACCAUCUUUGUCCUGACCAAAGUUGACUUGGCGGAGAAGAACUUGGCCAGCCCUAACAGGAUCCAGCAAAUAGUGGAAGGCAAGCUGUUCCCCAUGAAGGCCCUGGGCUACUUUGCUGUGGUGACAGGAAAAGGGAGCAGUGGUGAAAGCAUAGACUCCAUUAAAGACUAUGAGGAGGAUUUCUUCCAGAAUUCAAGAUUAUUAAGGGACGGUAUGUUGAAGGCCCAUCAGGUGACCACAAAGAACUUGAGUCUUGCCGUCUCUGACUGCUUCUGGAAGAUGGUCAGGGAGUCUGUUGAGCAGCAGGCUGAUGUCUUUAAAGCAUCCCGCUUCAAUCUGGAGACAGAAUGGAAGAACAACUAUCCUCGUCUGAGAGAGCUGGACAGGAAUGAACUGUUUGAAAAGGCUAAAAAUGAAAUCUUGGAUGAAGUCAUUAGCUUGAGUCAAGUGACCCCACAACACUGGGAGUCCAUCCUGCAAAAGAAGCUGUGGGAACGUGUUUCCACCCAUGUGAUUGAGAACAUCUACCUGCCUGCUGCCCAAACAAUGGACUCUGGUACCUUUAACACCACCGUAGACAUCAAGCUCAAGCAGUGGACCGACAAGCAGCUUCCACAUAAAGCACUGGAGGUUGCCUGGGAGACACUGCAGGAGGAGUUUGCCCGCUUCAUGGCUGAAUACAGAGGCAAAGACCAGGACGACAUUUUUGACAAGCUGAAGGAGGCUGUGAAGGACGAGAGUAUCAAGAGGCAUAAGUGGAAUGAGAGGGCUAUGGACAGCCUGAGGGUGAUCCAGCACAAUGCCCUAGAAGACCGUUCCAUCACAGACAAGCCACAGUGGGAUGCAGCAAUCCAGUUCAUGGAGGAAACCUUGCAGUCACGCCUCAAAGACACUGAUUCAGUUAUCAGAGACAUGGUGGGUCCAGACUGGAAGCAGAGGUGGCUGAACUGGAAGAAUCGUACACCAGAUCAGCACAUCCGUAAUGAAACGAAAAACGAGCUGGAGCGCUUGCUAAAGUUGCACGAAGACCACACAGCCUACCUGGCCAAUGACGAAGUCACCACAGUCCGGAAGAACCUAGAGGGACGAGGGGUUGAAGUUGACCCUGUGCUGAUCAAGGACACCUGGCAUCAGCUGUACCGACGACACUUCUUGCAGAAGGCGUUGUCACACUGCAACCUCUGCAGGAGAGGCUUCUACUACUACCAGAGACACUUUGUUGACUCUGAGUUGGAGUGCAAUGAUGUGGUACUGUUUUGGAGGAUCCAGAGGAUGCUGGUCAUCACAGCCAACACUCUCCGACAGCAGCUCACCAACACCGAGGUGCGCCGCUUGGAGAAAAAUGUAAAGGAGGUGCUUGAUGACUUCGGGGAAGACAUGGAGAAGAAGACCCAGCUCAUCACUGGCCGCCGAGUCCAGCUGGCAGAGGAUCUCAAAAAAGUUCGUGAGAUCCAGGAGAAACUUGAAGCCUUCAUAGAAGCUCUUCAUAAGGAGAAAUAAGAGAAGCAGAACCUCUGAAAGUAAAUAUUUGGAUCACAGCAGAGAAAUGCACUGAACAAAGAUCUGUAUAUGACUGUCAUCACCCCCCUGAUCCUGCCCCACCACUCACCUGAUUUUAAUACCUAAGGCUUGGCUACUUGUCGCCCUUGGACGCUGAUGGAAAGAUGGACCGAAUCAGAAGGAUAAAACGGAGGAUCAGUUUUCAGGCUUUCUCUUGGAUUUUCUAUUUUUAUUUUUUUAUCUUAGUUUUUUUUUUUUUUUCUUUUCUUGCAAACUGUCCCAAUUUCAUGAGGUGGACUCCUGCACAGGAGCCCAAACACAGUCACAUCAGGAGUAAAAUAAGAAGCUCACACAGCGUUGUCAGACAUCUGAGCACUCAUUUUUGAAUAAAUGAGGAUUGUGUACAUUCAAUCUCCUCAGUUUUUUUUUCUUUUCUUUGUUUUUUUGGUGUCUGUAUACAUGAUCAUACAAGUGUGUGUGUGUGUGUUCACUGAACUGUGUGCACAGAGACACUAUCGGCACUGUUCCUGACAGGUGUAAAAAGCCUUGAGUUUCAUACCAAUAUCUCACCUGGUGCUUCUAAAAUCUGCCAUGUUACCCUCACUGUUAGAAUUUGCCUCUAUUUAACAUUGGUCCUUCUUAGUUGCACUUAAGAUUCAAAGCACUUACGUUAUCCCUCCAAGCUGCAGCUGCAUUCUGCAUUUAAUGUACAUGUACCCCUUAAUGAGACUGUGUGUAGUUUCAUCAGAUGUUCUCACCUUAAUUCAAUAUAAAAACAGUAAGUGACACUGGUUCAGUAUUCAGCUUCGACACUCUCCCUCGUAUCACUAAUAGGAUCGGCUCUGAACCAGGUUUUGGAAAGAAUAUAAUGCAUAGAUUUAUUUCUUAUUAUAUUUCUCUGUUGGGGUUUAUCUGACAAAAUACUGCACAUAAUAACCCAGUCAUACCUCUAACUCACCCUUUUGUUUCUGUUCAUUUGGGUUUAAUGUGUGCACUUCCAAUAACACAUAAGACUUUAUGUGCAUUAACGUUUCAUCUCAGCUCUCCAUGUUUCAACUGACAGAUAAUUAUACAAAUUGCUCAAAAAUAUAUCACAGUGUCUCUCUGUCAUGCCUUUUAAUAUGCAACGUAUCAGAUUAUACGUAGUCAACAUUAGGUAAAAAUCCUUGCCAUUUAUUAAAUUAACAGUUUUAAAUAUAUGAUCAACCAAAUUCAUUACCAUUUAUUCUAUUUUGAUAAACUAUUACAGUAUCUGUCAGUUGAUACACUUCUUUACCUUGCACCUGAACACAGUAGCAGGCAGUUCAUAUUCAUGUAUUUCCACCCGGUUUUAUGUCAUUUUUGGCAGGACAGGCUCUUCUUUAUUUAUUUACCUGUGGUGACGCAGCACAGACCCACUCAUACUAAUCCACUUCCCCUCAUCUUCUUCUUCGUGUGUUUGUAUCAACAUUAAGAUCUUAGGCUUCUGUCAGGGGUGAGAUCAAAAAAACAAAUACAAGGAAAGUAGUUACCUUACUCUGUAAAUUAACAGGCAUUGAAAGAAGUAAACAAUCUAACGUGCUGUUAGGUGACGUUAAACCGAAAAUUUGCGCUUUCCUGAACUCACUUCUUCUUCUACCAUUCACUUUCCAGUGCCAGAUGUUUCCCUGUCACGUGCUUUCCUCCUCGAUAUCUUAAAUCGGCUCUCAGAAUUACACUUUCACCUCCACGAUUUAGACCAUUCUGGUUCUUCCCAUCACCCGUGUAGACAUCCACUCAUUCUUCCUAGCGUAAAAACUGUCUGAUAUUUGACUGAAGGGGUGCGAGAGACUGUGUUUACCCCAUUCAUUCAUUCAUUCAUAUGUGUAUAUGGGUAUAUAUAAAUAAUAUGCCGCGCAUUCUUGUACAGUUAAAAUGAAUGGGAUGUCAUGGAGCUACUAUCAUGUACAGCACAUUUGAGUGAGCCACUUGUGUAACAGAAAAUCGGUGAGUUGGUUCAAAAAAAUGUUUUAUGUAGUAGAAGUAAUGUUUGCAUGGUGUACCCCAUCGAAUGUGCUUUAUUUAUUAAAUUUGUGUUUAAAAGAGAAAGUGAAAAUAAAAAUUGACAUAAU
Molecule: messenger RNA, 5310 nt
Organism: Scomber scombrus (Atlantic mackerel)
Lineage: Eukaryota; Metazoa; Chordata; Actinopteri; Scombriformes; Scombridae
Gene: opa1
Product: OPA1 mitochondrial dynamin like GTPase
Exons: 31
Coding region: 110-3220 (1036 amino acids)
Biological process (GO): mitochondrial fusion
Cellular component (GO): cytoplasm; microtubule; mitochondrial membrane
Molecular function (GO): GTPase activity; GTP binding; microtubule binding
Source: RefSeq, a predicted model, not a curated record